Molecule: messenger RNA, 1236 nt
Organism: Peronospora farinosa
Lineage: Eukaryota; Oomycota; Peronosporomycetes; Peronosporales; Peronosporaceae
Source: the annotation of a GenBank genome assembly
AUGCCAGUUAAGCUCUCACUCGCCAAGGCGCUGAUUAUUAUCAUGCUCGUCGUACUUUUGGCCACGGCAAUGGAGACGACAGUAGGGCUACCAGAGGAUGCCCAAGAAUCAGAUACGUUGCAUGUGGAUCAUACACCCCUGACCUUGAGACAGAAGCGUUACUUGAGGUCAACCGCGAACCUAACGUCAAGCACACUACUGCAAUCCAGUGUUGGUGCGAGAAGGCUGACUUCUCUUCUCUCGGAACUCAAGAAACUCUCUGCCAAUAUGGGUGAAAGUACGUCGGCGAUCAUCUCAUCGGCCACUACACACUUUAAAGCGACAAUGUUUGGCCAUCAGCAGGAAUUAUCGAACGAUAAGUUUAUUGACCUGAAGCUCAACGAUAUGGAACAAAAGCUCUUUGAUAACCCAAAUCUCGACAAGUGGAUAGAUUUCGUCAAGGCAAACACCCUUUCGCAAGAAGAAGCGGUUGCCCAAAUGUGCAGGACUCUGUGGCACAUGUUCCCAAAAAAUAGUGAUAGACAUGCAUAUCUGGUCAAAAAUCUAGGUGGAGUAAAAGCUUUAGACAAACAUGGGAAGAUAGCUAAACUUCUUCGCGAACGUCAGAUGGGGAUAUGGGCAAACCUGAGGAUGACGCCAAAAGAAGCAAGCGAAUAUCUGGGUAUGAACAGAGUAUUGAAAGACGAUCUAAUUGACAGCCCAGAAUUUACUAUGUGGGGUGCUUACAUGACCCAAAGACAUCAGGGUUACCGUGACGCUCUCCAUAUCCUCGCAAAACAAUUCGAUUCAAUAGAUGCUGAUCUGGUGAGGAAGCUAGCAGCAAUUCACGUCGACAGUGAGAGCUUCUCUUUUGCCCAAGGCCUGAUAUAUUAUUACUGCUGGUUUUUGCGCCAGGCUAAAAUAGAUCCGGCCAUAUUUUACAAGGAUCUAAAGUUUGAUAUUUCUCUAUUCACGGAAAAUAUUUCCAAGUCCCUGUUGAAGGAACCGCUUGUCAGGAUUUGGUUGGACUACACGUACUUGAAAGCGAUGGUUCAUUGGAAAAUCAACGAAAACCAAGUGUUAAAAACACUUAACGAUGUUUUUGGCGAUGGUAAUGGUAUGAAUAUCCUUAAGAAACUAAAAGGAAUGGAUAAUCUUGGCCGUGUUGGUGCAGAAAAUGAAACGAAUGAUUUGGCAACGUCGAUGGACAGGAUUCUAGAGAUAUUAAAGAAGAAUCAUAUUCCGCUGCAGGACUGA